GCAAAUGUAUUGUGCGGGGCGUCUAUUCUCUUUCACGAGCGAAUUCCCUCACCGAAUCUCAGAUUGUCGCCAUAGCCAAGAUGGCGUCUACCUCCAUGUCUCUCACGCGUGCGUGCAAGGUCCAUGCGGUCUUAGCGUGCUCAAUUCCUUCAGUGUCCUCCGCUUUUCUCACAACUAAUGUCACCUUUUUGGGUCAACCAGUGGAAAUGCCAUCGCAGCGGUGGUCUCAGAGAAGGUGUAGCAGGCCGGGUCCGGUGACAGUCCGAGCGGAGGAGGUGAAGGAGGUCACUCAAGCGAAGGGUCUAUCCAGGGAGAGUGGUGGGCAGUGGUUGAGCUGCACGACUCGUCAUGUGCGAAUUUAUGCUGGGUAUGUUGAUCCCGAGACGCAAGUUAUGGACCAGUCCCAGCUGGAUAAGCUUACAUUGAUGCUCGACCCGGAUAAUGAAUUCGAGUGGCCUGAGGAGAUGGUGGAGAAAGUGUAUGACAAAUACAGGGAACUCGUCGAAACCUACGCAGGUGCAGAUUUGACGGAGUACACGCUGCGGCUGAUCGGGUCCGACCUGGAGCACUACAUCCGAAAGCUGCUGCUAGCGGGGGAGCUCAAAUACAACUUGGACUGUAGGGUGCUGAACUUCAGCAUGGGUAAGCCCCGCAUCGACCCAGCGGACUUGGACGACGUCGAGGUGGAGGAGUGAGCGCCGCAGCAGCAGCAACCGUGUUGGAUGUUUACGGUGAUCGGCCAGCGAUGUGUCAGUGGAAUGUAAUCUCAUCAACAACACACACACACACACACACUGACACAUUUUUACAGACACAGAUCCACACAGACCGACCAGCUCAUUUGCAGCUUGUUAUGUGUACAUUCCUUGUCGCCGAAGCACGUUAUUCUUUUUUUGACCAUCACUCGAACUAUUGCAGAUAGGCUGUUGAAGAAAAAGCAUGGGAAUCAAUUGAGUAAUUGUAAGUAGCCUCUUUAUUUUUGGCAAGUUUUGAGUUGAAUCAUGUUGCCCCGUUUAAACAC
Molecule: messenger RNA, 1021 nt
Organism: Physcomitrium patens
Lineage: Eukaryota; Viridiplantae; Streptophyta; Bryopsida; Funariales; Funariaceae
Product: NAD(P)H-quinone oxidoreductase subunit M, chloroplastic
Molecular function (GO): oxidoreductase activity, acting on NAD(P)H, quinone or similar compound as acceptor
Source: RefSeq, a predicted model, not a curated record